Molecule: messenger RNA, 1144 nt
Organism: Callorhinchus milii (elephant shark)
Lineage: Eukaryota; Metazoa; Chordata; Chondrichthyes; Chimaeriformes; Callorhinchidae
Gene: tmem268
Product: transmembrane protein 268
Exons: 8
Coding region: 126-1100 (324 amino acids)
Source: RefSeq, a predicted model, not a curated record
UGUUGUGUUGACUUUUACACCGUGAGAUGAAGAGAGUAGAUUGGGUCACAACUUCAGUGACUUAUUCACUGUUGACUGGAAGGAAGGAGUGAAGGGGUAGCAGCUCGAGCUGUUCCUUGCUGGAGAUGGACUUGGAUUUGACUGAGAAAGGACUUCAUAACGGGCAGCUUGUUCUGGUUCUAAGCUCUGGCAACUGCGAGUGGUCCCGAGGUUUUAACAUGGAUUGGCUUGUGAGAAGGCUGAAAGGAUUGGGAUUUCAGCUAUGUCCAGACACAUACAGGGGGCUGAUUGAGAAAUCACUAAUGGAUUCAAGAGUACGAAGAUACAUAUGUUUUAACUCGAGGGCUUUCAGGCUGGCGUUUGCUGUGAUGUUCUAUGUUGCUGCCUGGGGAAACAUAUAUUCCACCUUCCGUCAGCUCAGCGUGAAUUUGAUCACCUUCUGCCUGUGUGUAAGCCUGUCUGCUGCUUCCUUCACUGUCAUCAUCAUCCUGCUCCUUGACAGGCAAGCCAGGAAGAUUAACGUAAACACUGAUGUGCGCUUAGCUGCUGUCAACGAAACCCUAAUGAAACACAAUCUCCUGGCAGGGAUCACGGAGACAACGCACUGGUUCAGUAACAUGGUCCAUCUAUCACUCAUCUAUUUCAAACCUCAGCAGUGCAGUGAAGGACUGUUGGCAUUGCUUGAGCAAAGGAAGAACGAUGAUUUCUUCCAGGCAGAGUUAAGGAAGCAGUUGGAUGAUCUAUGUAUAGUUGUGGAACGUACUGUGCCUUUGCAGGAAGAAGAGCAAAGCAAGUUGCCUGAAGAACGUCCCCUGAUAUCAAGCAGGAGCAGUGAUAGCAAUUCAGCUGUUACCUGGAGUGGGAUCAUCAGCUUGAUUUCCCCUGGCACCCCUGUGGAAAUGACACAUCGGCUGCUAGUGAUGUACAGCGCCGUUUAUGUGAGGCUUUUGGUCACAGGUCAGCUACCUUCAUCGUCCCCUUCCCCCCACGCCUCCCACAUCACUGCUCCCUGCCUUUGUCGGUUUAUACAGACGGUACUGAACCUCAGAGCUCACUCAGAGGAGGCUGGAGCACCGAAUACCAACCGUGAAGAGACAUGAGAAGACAUCAUUCAUGUCUUGGAUUGGAUUUGUCAUCCCUUAAC